UUUUAUUACAAGGUUUAUUAAUAUGGAGAAUAAGAAGGAAAAUCAGCCAGAAGGAGAGUUUAAUACUCCUCUAUCCAAAGACUCAGAUUUGGAUGAAGAUAAGUUCAAAAAUAUCUGGUCUAUAAUUGAAGAUGACGACAUUGAGGUCACACAACUAGACCAGGAAGACACGAAAGGCGAAAGUAGUAACAUACAUGCCGCACCAGCAGGUGUGAUAGAACACAAAUUUGAUAUCGGGAGGCUUAGUUCUGCUUCUGAAGAACAGAAGAGCAAAACUUGCUCACCACAAGGUUCUUCUCCAGAGCAAAAGCAAUCUCAAAAUAGUCUGAAGUUAAAUAUUAUGUCUAAUAAUUUCAAACCUACGAAAAAGGUGAGCAAGAAAUCAAAACUAGGGAAUCUGAAAAAGCCGCAAUCUCAGAAAGAGCCAAAGUUAUCAAAUGGAAGAGAUUUUGGGCUUCCUCAGCAACAAAUGUAUGGUGGAUCUCAUAUCGUUGAUAAUCCUCAUUACAUUCCAAAUCAGAGAUUGAUGCCAGACACUUGGGAAGAUGGCUCUCAUUCUUAUAAUAAUAUUGACAGAAGUACAGCAAGUAGUGUAGGAUCUGCCAAUUAUUCAAAUGAAAUGGCUGGGUACCAUCCUCACUAUAAUCAAUAUCCACAACCAGGGUACCAAAUGUAUCCUGGAAAUUAUUAUCCACAAGGAUAUGGGAUGCAUGGAAAUCAGCAAAUGAUGCAUCAACCAGGCCAUGGUCACUAUCAAGAUUACAUGCAAAAUUCCCACGGAGGACAUAUGUAUCAUCCCAACCCAACAUCUCUUCACACUAUCAGCAGCGGUGGGAGUAUGGCUAGUGAUACAAUGAGCCAAGGUGAUAGUACACUACUUAAGCCUGGAGCAAGAAAAGGAAAAGGAUUUAGAAAAGCAAGGAGUGCCAACGAGAAGUCACUUCCCAUCGACCCAAAUGCUCGAGAACUUAUUCUGAAGUGUGAUAAGGAGCCAGUUCUUGCAAAUAAGUUGAAAAUUUUAAAUGGCCAAAUAAGUCUAUUAAUAUAUAAUCAAUCUGGUUCUCGAUUCUUGCAGAAUUUAUUAAAGAAAGCCAACAACGAUGUAAUUGAAUUCUUUCUAAAGGAGAUUGAAUCAGAUCUAUACAAAUUAAUGAUGGACAAGUAUGGGAACUACUGUUGUCAAGAACUUCUUCAAAGCUGCUCUGGAACCCAAAGACUUCAUAUUUUGCAACAGAUCCAGCCAAAUUUCCUCCUAAUUUGCAAAGAUAAGAAAGGAACUCACGCCAUUCAAAAGCUAGUAGAUUUAGCAACUCUCGAUGAGGAAGAAAAAUUUUUCGAGGGUGCACUUAAAGGUGAAGUGGCCAAACUAUCUAUUGACCAACAAGGCACUCAUAUAAUCCAGAAGAUUAUUCUUUCAUUUGAGGAGGAGAACAGAUUGUUUAUCUUCAAUGAAAUCAUCGAGGGAUUUAUGCAAGUUUCAAAGACUUCUCAUGGAUUAUGAGUUAUUAAGAAAUUAAUAUCUAAUACAUCAGCUGAGAAUAGACCUACUUUCAUUGAUUUUUGUAGAUCCAAAGUCACUGAGCUCAUGUUAGACCCAUACGGAAACUAUGCCCUGCAGGAGGUGAUGGAUAAAUGGCCAGAACAACACUUCCUCCCUUUGAUUAGCAAAGGUCAAGAUGGACUCACUUGUUCUGUGAACAAAAUUGCCCAGCUUAGUAUCCAAAAGUUCUCUUCAAAUGUUGUUGAAAAAUGAAUAAAGAUGGGUAAUUCUGAAGAAAGAAACCUGAUUAUUCUGAACAUUGCAAAAAUUAGCAAGCUAGUUAGCUUGAUGCAUAGCUCAUUCGGAAAUUAUGUAGUCCAAACAGCACUUGAAUUAUCUGAAGGAGAAUCUCUUGAAGCUUUAAGUGAGAGUAUUUAUAAGAAUAUUCCUGAAAUUUCAGAUAAAAAGAUCAGAACAAAGUGGGCAAAGCUGCUCUCUGAUCGUCUUCAAACCUCUCAAGAGUUGGCUUCAACUUAUGACCUAAACGAAUACUUAGUUGAAGGGAUUCAAGCAUUGCAACCCCCAAAGGACAGAGAGGAUCCAACAAUGCCUUCAUAUCCAGGCUACGGACAUGCUCAAGGUAAAUUCCAGGGUCACCAAACUUCUCCCUUCAAAAAACCUUCCCCACAGCCAAGUCCAGCUAGCCAACCUAAGUCUGAGGAAAGCCCUGGUAUGAACAAGGGGCCUUCAAGUUACAAAACAAAUCGUGUUGAAGGUAAAAAUCACUUCCAAGUCUUCGGUGCAUUUACAUUGAAGCCCCAGUUCAACGACAGCGAUGACAGUGAUUAAUAGUAUUCUGCUGAUCCUACUAAAUCAAUAAAUGUAAUUUACU
Moneuplotes crassus is the source of this 2372-nucleotide messenger RNA. Lineage: Eukaryota; Ciliophora; Spirotrichea; Euplotida; Euplotidae. The record is from the annotation of a GenBank genome assembly.